AUGAAAUCUAUUCCCCUCCUCUGUUUCUACCUCUGCCUGGCGCAGCAGGUUGCCUAUUCUUUUCAGGCUAGCAUUCAUCCGUUAGAAGGUUCUUCAUGACUCUCUCUCUCUCUCUCUUCCCGUAUCCUCAGCCCCGCUUCCCACAAGCCAAUGUUCGACACUUCCCGUGUAUUCAUUUCAUUACUAAACCUUCUUGUGUGGGUCUUGCAGUGGCGGCACUGAAAGCUAUCGCCAAGAAAUGGGGCAUCCGAUCCUUCGAUAAUACUACGAUAGAUUGCCGGCCAGACUACCCUGGGCCUGGCAACGAUGAUCUCCUCAUCUUCGACUGUGACUGCCCAUCAGGGAGCAUGUGCCGCGUGACAAAACUGUGAAGAACUCCUCCUCUGCACCACGUGAAGCCUCUCAACUUCUUGCCACUAAUUGGGUGAAAUUUUGUGGGGUGUUAGCAAGGUUUAUGCGCGGCAUGCUGGCCCAGUACCCAUGGAGCUCUUCGACCUUGCGGAGCUUACAACACUGUGAGCUAAUCAACAAAUUUCUUAAAAGAAAAUGAACGGAAAGUUCGUGAAAUUCCUUCAUUUCAACGCCUUUCUCACUUCAUCCCGGUAUGAUCUCUGCAGGGAUUUGAGUGGGAGCAUAUUGAACGGUUCAUUGCCUGCUGAAAUCGACAGCCUAUCCAAUCUGGAGUUUCUGUAACUGUUGGAAUUUUUUUGGCCUAAUCCUGACCCUUUUCUUACUUUGAGAACUAAAGUGACACAUGCUCAAUUGGUGAUUAAACAGGAACCUCAGCCAAAACUACCUUUCAGGUACCCUGCCACCACAACUUGGGAACUUGACCCAGUUGAAGUUCCUGUGAGUAAUAUAUGCUUAUGGCUCUUCUCAUCCUUUGAUUGUUGUGCGUCAAUGGGUCCAUUGCCUGCUGAAAUCGGCAGCUUGACCAAUCUGGAGUUUCUGUGACUGUUGCGAUUGUUUUGGCCUAAUCGUGAUCCUUUUUCUACAUUGGGAAUUAAAGUGACACAUGCUCAAUUGAUGAUUAAACAGGAACCUCAGCCACAACCACCUUUCAGGUGCGCUGCCACCACAGCUUGGGAACUUGACCCAGUUGAAGUUUCUGUGAGUAAUAUAUGCUUAUGGCUCUGCUCACCCUUUGAUUGUCGUGUGUCGAACGGUCCAUUGCCUGCUGAAAUCGGCAGCUUGUCCAAUCUGGAGUUUCUGUGACUGUUGCGACUGUUUUGGCCUAAUCGUGAUCCUUUUUCUACUUUGGGAAUUAAAGUGACACAUGCCCAAUUGGUGACUAAACAGGAACCUCAGCGAGAACAAGCUUUCAGGCACCCUGCCACCCCAGCUUGGCAGCUUGACCCAGUUGAAGUUUCUGUGAGUAAUAUAUGGUUACGGCUCUGCUCAUUCUUUGAUUGUCGUGUAGAGUCAGUUUUCUCUCCCAUCAAGAGAUAGGCUCCCUGGGGUCCUGCUGAAUAUACGUUCCUAUCCAGUAGAAGUAGGGGACCUCACUGCUUCGGAGAACUUGCACAUGUCAAGUGUUUUUCACUUGUUCACAGUUCUCUGGAAAGAUGGUGACGUCUCUCCAUGGUUGAACGUUAACUUUCUGAUAUCUUCUCACAUAAGCUUCUUGUAUGUUACUGAAGAAAAAGCAACUGAUUCAAUUUUUAAACUGUUAACUUACUCUGUGGACAUGUAGAUUUCAUCUUUCCUAUCAGUAGCCACGUAAAAGAGGGUAUUUUUGAGAAAAAUUAGUAAUUAUUCCUAUCAGGCUUCCUCUUAAUCAGUCUGAUCUUUUGUGCUUCUGAUACAUUAUUCAGAGCCUGACCAUCCCUCCUAGGAAACGGUAGAGUAUGAGUUCACUUCAGGUUAGGAAAGGGUACUAAUAGAUUAAAUAAUAAAUGUUUGCUGCAGUUCAGUUUUCUUUCUCUGCUGUUCUUCACUUACAAGUCGGUAAUUUGAAAAAUAACAGAGAUAGCAUCUUCAUGUAAGUUGAGGCCUAGCUAAUUAACUCGCAUCUACCCUCUAAAUCACUAAUUUGUAUUCCUUCACACUCAACAAGUGUCCUAUAAAUGUGAAUAAUGAAUGUAUUUAUGUCAAAAGGCCUUAUAUUAGUGUUGUGACCAUGAAUGUGAUCUACAGCUGACUGAAAUAUCCUCAUUAAGAAUAUUUACAAAUCGGUUGAUUAUUCACUGGCUAUGUGGAUUGUUCUACAUGCUCCAUAGGUUUGGUUACAAGGGAGGGGAUUUUAAGAUGUGGUUAUUUAAGAUAUUUGUGACACAUUUGAGUUUUUCAGUGUGAAAAUUUGUCUGCCAAAUUAUUUUAGAUUUGGAUCAUGAAGAAGAAAAUGCACCCAGAUGGGCUGACACAAAACUAAGCUUGGAGCAGAGACCAAAUCUAACCGUUCAAUAUGGGGUUGAAUUGUGGUUAUGCACAUUAUUUUAUCCUUUUGCUGUUGGAUAUCUGAGAAUGGAUAGCUGUUAAUAGAUAAUACUAUGAAUGUGUUUAACAUGUAUUUAUGAAUCUGUAACACGCAGAUCCAAUGGUCUCCAAAUUGGAGGAAAAGAAUUUCUACUAAUUCCAAGCCCAAGCCUUUCUAAGAUUGCUCAUUUGCUAGGGUUUAACGUCAACAUUGAGAAGUGAGUUUGGUCUGGGCUGAGGUUAAUAAAUUUUAUUUCUGAAUUGAAUAUUUAAAGGUGUCUUCUAGAGAUGCUUAUGUGGGUUUCGGCAUCGCAGAUGUAGUCGACUUACACUAAGUCCUUAGAUGUUGCCAAUGCAUCCGUGAAUUUGGAAGACAUCACUUGGGUUCACAAUGCGCCCAGAAAGUGCCCAAAGUGAUCUUUGAGAAAUCUCCAAUGAAAAAUAGUUUGGUAUAUGGCAUAUGGCAUAUUUCGUUGUUAAACAUUGUGAUCAUUAUGCUGAUUUCAUGAUGUAUAUAAUUAAAUUAUGUAAAAAUAAGUGAAUUAUAUGAAGUUCGCUCAAUGAUGGCGUCAUUAUUGGAUAGAGUCCUCUUUAUGUUCUCAAAAGAAGUUUCCUGCUUGGAAAUAUAGUGAGAAGAACAAGAGUACGAACCAGAGUAGAAAGGACUGAGGCGGGGGAGAGGGAGAGGGAGAGGGAGAGUAUGAAAAACAUUUUAAAACCUUGGAGUGUGAUUUUGUUCCUGGGAAAGUGUUCUUACUGAGAUAUGGAGUGAGAAGAAAAACAGGAGCAAGAGCAGAGGGGGGGGGGGGACAUAGAGUAUUAUGAAUUCCUCAUUGAAGAGAUUUUAACUGCAUCACCGAGAUGCAAGAUGAUCCGCAAAUUUUGAUAUUUUCUGGUCAUGCAAGAUAUUUGGGUAGAUGAAAGAAACGCAAAAACAAUUUUGAAAAAUGACAAUAGUGCUGUGUGCAAUGUGCCACAUUCAACUAUUGUUGUGGGAAUAUUAGGACUAGGGGCUGGGGUUUUUUGAACAUAGAUAAUACCUAAAAUCACCUAGUAUUUGAAACUAUAAUGCCCUAAACUCACUUUAUUGAGUUACACCAUAGAAAUGUUACCAAUUUCUUUUAAAAUAUGAAGACACCAUGUUUUUUAAUUUAUCUCGUGUUUUAUGCAUUUAUUUAUCUUAUGUGUAUUUUAAAGUGCAACUAAUGAUGACACUGAAGCUGGGACAAUAAAAGAUGACUCUAACACGGUUUUCAAAUUCACACGUUUUAAGCGAAAUAUUAGGUGGCUGAUAUCUCAAGAAAAAGAAAAGGAAAUGAAAAUAAUUGUAACCGUUUAUUCUAGAGAUGGACGACAGUCAUUUUCUCUUAAUCCGUUUCCAUUAUGCAAGGAUUUAAGUAUGAACGUGUUGAAUGAUUCAAUUCCUGAGGAAAUUGUCUAUCCUUUGGAUUUCGAGCAUCCGUAAUUGUUUUGAUAAUUCUAUGAUACUCUUAUCAUUCUUUCCUUUUGGAAAGGAUUACAAUGUGGACAUGUUUAACUAGUGGUAGAACAGGAACCCAAUUAUAAACAAGCUUUAGGUCCCACGUUACUUGACCUGGCAAAAUUUGAUUAAUUUGACACUGUUGUGAGAAAUUUUCGUUUAAGCUCGACUUAUUCUCUCAUUGUUCUAUACACGUUUCCCUGAGCGGAUGAGUUCUUGAACAGGGGAUAACUUGUUUCUCCUUGUUUUACAGAAGUUUGAGAUCAAACAGAUUCUCUGGUCCUAUCCCAAAGGAGCUUGGAGAGUUGAAUUCUUUAGAAGAACUGUGAGUGUAUCUUGUUGAAGUCAAAUCCAUUGAAGUUUGUUUCAUAUACUGGACUCUUUUGGGCUUCUGGUUCAUUUUUUUUGGGAUGUUAUUUGCUGUUCUCGAUGAGAAAUAGAAGAGCCAAGUUUUCUGUAGAAGAUGAUGGGGACUGAUUUAUCUUUUUUUCCUACUAAUCUACUUUUAGACACAUAGAUAGCAGUGGGCUUACUGGAGAGAUUCCUGCAGAACUUGGGAAGCUAAGUAAUCUUCGCACCAUGUAAGGAACUCUCUCCUUAGCAACUUAAAGUUACUGCAUAUAGACGGAAUGGAAUGAUUUUCUCGAAAGAUCAAAAUUCAAGAGAACUGCACUGUAAUAGUAGACACGUUCAGAUUUGUUGGGUUUGUGUCUGUUGCAGCUGGGCGUUUGACAACCUUUUUACGGGGAAGUUACCAGAGUUUUUCGGACGUCUUGUCAAACUUGAGGAGAUGUAAGCACAAUUUUCCUCUGAUCAUCAAUGGAAUAGGAUGCCUUUAAAGAGAUCCUUCACAUCGAGAUUUUUUUUAUUUCUAUUUUAUUUCAGGCGCAUUCAUGGAACAGAGCUGGAAGGACCCAUUCCAAGCAACUAUUCUUCUCUAACGAAUUUACGAGAGCUGUAAGUAUAUGGAUGUGGUACUAAAUAAGGAGUUCUUGAUUUUUAUUUCUUUCUCAUAAAUUCUAUAGGUUCUAAAUCUGGAUACUCAGAGAAAGUCUUAAAUGUUCGGAACUAGGUCUUCUAGUAUCUUGGAGAAGUUUGUAAGAUUGCAGAUCAGAAAAUAUGUAUUUCUAUGAAUCUUGACCAAACAACUGUUAACAAACAUACAGGAUACAUUCGUCCAUCCUGGUUAAUAAAAGUCCACAGCUUAUUCGUUUCAUCUCUUAUGUCACGUAACAUUGAAUAUUUGGAUUGUUUCAUUUAAACAUUUGGAGUUUUGUUCAUUGGGUAGCUUCCUCUUUGAAUUUUGUUGGAUCAAAAUAAAAGAACAUGAAAAAUCCCUUGGGAAGAAGCUUUUCUCUUAUUUUACGGCAAAUCAACUCAUUUUGUCACUAACAAUGGUAAAGGAAAUCAGACUAAUUGUCGAAGUCUAUAUACGAGGGUAAAAUACUUUGAUGGACUGAUAGAUAGACUGAUAUACAAACAGAUCGAAAGGCAGAGGGAUAUUGAGGAAAUCUUCACCUUAAAGUCAUGGUGCUUUUCUGAUUUUUUUUUUCUUAAGAAUGUUGAUAUAUCAAUAUCUGGAAAUCAGUGACACAGUUAUCUUUCAGUGAUCACUUUACCGUUCUAAGCUUCAAUCAUCAUUUACAAGCUGAUGAUAUUCUUAUUAUACCGGGUUCGAUCACUUUUUCAAAAACGGCAUCUAUGAAAUUUGGUGAAGAGGAACAUUGCUGGAUCACAGUGGUAUAAAUUUUAAUUCAUUUAAUUAUUACUUAAUGAACAACACGUUUAUCUUUCACAGGAGUCUUGGUGAUCUUACAAAGGUGGAUUCUACAGUUGCAUUCGUAGAAAGCCUGAAAAACUUGUCUAUCUUGUAAGAUAUUAUGUCCUUUUUUUUUUCUCCUAUUGACGAAAAAUCAUGAACUUAAAGCUAACACUCAUGGUGCAGAUCCUUGAGAAACUGUCUAAUAGUUGGUCCACUUCCCAAUAAACUGGAAUCCUUUCUGGAAUUGGUUUACUUGUAAGUUGACUUACUAUGAAACUAGUGAUAUCUUAUUUCUGAGUAAUGUUACAAUGUAUUGUGCUCUAGGUGAUGUCUCAUAUCAAUGGCUGAAAAUAACGUUUUUUCUAGUCAACUUUAAUGAUGAAUGAAGAGCUGCAGGUGAGAUGUCAUUUAAUCAUGUUGAUCCAGAGAAGAGAAUUGCUGGGAACAAAUUUAAAAGAAGAGAAAAGGAGGAACCUGACAAGGUCGAAAAAGACUACUAAACAUAGGGGAAAAUCUGCCUUCGAUGCAUAUUUCUAAUGCUAACACAUUAGACACUCUCAUAUUUGCGAACUGAGUGUGAGACUAGAUUCCUGAUUCUUUGAAAGGAAAAGCUUGUGGAAUCCUCACUUUAACAUAAAUGUACACGGGCACAUUUACAUUUGAUACUUGCUGAAGACUGCAUUUAAUUGUCAUUUUACAUGAGAAGAUUGAUAAAUGAUAGAUGAUUGGAACUCAGCCAGAUGCUUAACCAGUGACUAAUAUGAAUGUUUGAAUCGAAUUCCCCUUUCCAUUAGAGGAAUACCAUCAUUCUAUAAAACCAAAAUAUAUGCAUUUGUCCGUUUCCCAAAGAGUUAAUACCAGUUUUCCUUCUCUGAAAAAUGAAAUCCUUCGUCUAAGCCUACGUGCAGUUUAUUUCUUCUAGAUUUUUCUAUAUGAGUGGUUAUGAGUCCUGUACUAGUGCAUGUUCUCCUUUCUUUUAUAUGUGAAGGUUACCUAAUUUGAUAAUAAUUUUUUUGCUUCUGUAGCGUUUCUAAAUGGAACUUUUUAAUCUUAAUAAGAGUAGUAUUUGCGAAUGGCAUUGUGUGACAUCGCAUGAAGUGCCAUAGUGUAGUUUUUCCAGCCCUAGGAAACUCUCUUUCUAACAAUGAGGAUGGACUUCCUCUGUUUCAUGUUUCUGAAUGCUUUAAUUGCUAGGAAUGAUAUCAAUUGGCUAAUGCAGGGACUUGAGCUUCAACAAGUUGACAGGUCAUAUACCAGACUCCUUCCAGAAUUUAACAUCAAUACAAGCCCUGUAAGUUUUGUGUCUGAAAAGCUUGACUUUGUAGCUUCGUCCUUGAUGAGGUUGAAAGUGUCAUUUCAUUUCUUCCAACUUGAGAUUUCAGAGCAUGUGUUUUAUUUUUUAAUCUACAUGAAUUUCAAUUUAUAAAAUCUAUUCCCCCUGCAUCUUGUGUAACAUCAAAUGCAGUGAAGAGAAACACUGAGUCGCUUCUUAUAUGUGUGAUCCUAAAUUUGUACUAAACAGAAUUUUCAAUUUUUGUCAUUUCAUGUCGCUGAGCCAUCUUUGAGUUUAACCAUGUGCCUAGUAUCCAAUCUUCUGGGCUAAGUGAUAGUGGAUUGGCUGAGAGAAACCUCAACUCCUGGGAAAAUUAGAUGAAAUUUGGAGGAGAAACAUAUUUUCUUCUGUUACAACUUCAGCUUGUUCAAAUUACAUAAUUUUUACAUAUCCUCUUAGAAACAACUAAAUAGCUCCUUUUGUAAACCUCAAAACGACAAUGACCAUGGACAACGUUAUAUUAUAUGCAUUGAUACAGUUGGAAAUUCUAGGUCGUAAGAAAUAAUGUAAAAGGUUGAGGGUAUUUUGGGACAAAUUGUCUAAGGUUCCUCCUUAUAUAAAGGGUGUUAAAGGUGAAUGAAAAUUGAGGCAGUUGUUUGCUGUUCUCCACUCUGUCCUCUGUGGCAGAAGUUAUUCUUCUUGUUCCUAUGAUUUUUUGCAUGAUAUAAAAGCUUAAGUAAACCUUAGCACCACCACCACCAUUGAUGUCGUCACCGCUGCCACUGCCACCACCUUUGUUUGGCAUCUCUUCUCUAGAGGAGCACCAUUGCUGCCAACAUCAAUGUCUGGCAGUAUUUGGGAUCUCUUGUUUGGUGGUAUCUGCCAUCUCCCAUCAGCAGCCACCGUCACCAGUGCUGCCUCUAUUUGGCAUUGGCUUUGUUUGGCGUCCCUUGUUUGGGGAAGUGUCAUCGCCACUAUCUCUAACAUCCUCUACUAUCAUUUGUUGGAGGUAUUCACGUUGUGUUACUUUUCGGCAAAGUCUUCUGCCUAUGUUGAAUAUCUAUUCAGCGAGGGUUUCUACCUCUACUAAGUAUCUUUUUGGCUAGGGUUUUUGCCUUUGCCAAGUAUCUUUUCAGUGAAGGUUUCAACCUCUAUUAAAUAUCUUUAUGACAAGGGUCUCUACCUCUAUUGUGUUACUUUCCAGCGAGGUCUUAUAUCUCCGUUGAGUAGUAGAGGUUUCCUAAUUCUGCUGCGUAUCAUUUCGGCAAGGCUUUCUUCCUUUGUCAUGCUACUUUUUGGCGAAGUCUUCUGCCUCCGUUGAGUAUCUUUCUGACAUCAUUCCUAUGUAGUCAUCUAUGAGGUGUUUUCUUAGUCUAGUGUCGUCGUCCGUACUCUUCAAUCUGACUUCCUCUGUUCUGCAUCAGUCCAAUGUUCUCCCUAGUUGGCCACCAGAGUUUCCCAUAGUCUGUGUUGUUCUCACCUGUCUCAUAUGAUACUGUCCCUCCAUCUGGCAUUGUCCUUUCUCUGUCCGAGAAUGUUCUCUAUCUAGUGCCAUCUCGAGUGUGCCAAGGUCAUCUUGCAUCGUUUGACAUCACAAAGUAUUAUUGUCCUAUGAAGUAGGCCUACAAUGUCACAACCAAGCAGAAGAGGAGCUUUUUGACACUGUCACAGGGAGAGUUGUUGUCACAACCGAUCGUCAUUGUCACAAGUUUACUUUCUAACAAGUGAAUGCUCAACAAGGACUUAAUCAAGAUGAACUUUUUCAAAGUUAAUCAUGAGGGAGAGUGUUGGAAGUUCUAGGUCAUAAAGAAAUAAUGUAAAAGAUUGAAGGUUUUUGGAGACAGUUGUCUAAGGUUCCUCCUAUAUAAGUGAAUGGAAAUUGAGGUGGUUGUCCACUGUUCUCGUCUGUCUUCUGUAACAGAGGUUAUUCUUCUUGUUCCUAUGAUUUUCUAUAGAUGCCAAGGAAUCCAAAUUCAAAUGGAAGGAAAUUACUCUCUGUUUCAGAAAGCAUCCAUAUGCAUCUUUUUUCUUAGAACAAUUUGACCAAUUAUUCUAUGGUCAGUCUUUUCCGUCGUAGUAUCUCCUUGUUCAUUGACUUUGUUCCAUUUACUCUAUAAUCAAUUUUACUCGCUUAUUUUCUCUACCAAAUCCCUUCUAGAUGUGGUCUUCUAUGGUGUUCCAUAGGGCGACAUGCCAGCUUUUCAUGGUUAUCCUUGGUUCGCGAUCAAUUUCAGGUUUCUUGGAAGCAACAAUCUAUCUGGGCUUCUACCUCAGCAUAUUCUAGUGCCAUCAAUGACAACCUUGUAAGAAGCAGUGACAUGCACUCUCUCAUUUAUGUGAAGCAUAUUUUCAGCUAGCAUGAUGAAAAGCCAUCUAAUAGAACAUUUAUACUCUUCUUCUUAUUCUUCUUGGAUUUCCUGCUGGAAACGUGCAGAUAGCUGUUGGACUCUCAUAAACCAAUAUGCACUGUAUCAACAUAACUCUUGAUGCCCCUUUCUCUUUGUUGUAAUGGAAUUCGCUUCUUUUUAUCAUACUGGCAUCCAUGAGUGUUGACAUGAUUUUAUUGGCUUUCUUCGUUCUUCCUAUGGGAUUUGAUUUAUUAUGAUUGAGCUCAUACAAAGGCUUUGCAAAUUCAUUGCCUGUAUCCUCACACUUUAUUAGUAUUAAUUAAAUCAAACUAAUGAAGGGAUCCUCUUGAGUUGAUGAUCAGAAACAGAGCCUCAAAAUUUUUUUUGUGAUGCUCAGUUACAUGUGAAGACUCUUAAAUCAUGUUUAUAUGUAUUAACCUUGCACAAUAGAGAGCUUACUCUCCACAACAUGAAAACGGAUGAAAUUGGGCUUACAUCCUCCAGGCAAGCUUAUGGAACACUGAUGAAAACUUGGCAAUCUCUUUCAGAUUCCAAUGAUAACCUGUGAGUGUUCAUGAGACCUUUGACAUUUGAAUUGAAAAAGCAAGAUCCAGAGGCCUCAUUUUCAUAUCAUUUAAUUCCUUGAGAUAUCAAACUGGCAAUUACUUAUAUUUAGACCUCAGCAUGGUAAAGCCACAAAUCUCAAAACUUGAAAUGAAACAAGUAUAUUUCCUUCAGUUUUCUUUUGUUCACAGAUUUCAGCACGAAUUGACGUGGUCUUGACAGUUUGUACUUUUUUGUGGCAACUUGAUGUACCCUGAUGUCAACCCCUACGUAAUUUCUAUUUUCUAUCAGAUGUCAACACUUUUCUCAAAAGAGUUGACCUCGGUGAACCCAACGUUGUGUUUGCCAUAGGUGUCAACACUUGUCAUCCUAGAUGCCAGCUUGAGACAUGAUCUUCUUUUAGACUUUCUUUAUUGAUACUUUACGACCUUGUUGUUUAGAUUUAGACGAUCUAAUCUAUUUGAGUGCUUACAAUUAUUGGCAUUUGAGGAGAUUAUUUUUCUCUACGGUUGGCGAGCAAGGUGUUAAACCUUGGGUGAUCUUCUCGAAAAAUCCUUGUCCCAGUUGUUAGCAUUUCUUUAGCUUUUGAUAUCAAAUAACCUAAGUAAAUACUAACUAAGUUUGAACAAUUUUGGCCCAAAAAUUGAGUAGUCGUGAGCAUCGUAAUCAUUUUGCAUUAAUAAUUUUUUUUUGGAAAUUAGUUUGGCUCAUCAAAAUCAAGUUUUGUAAUGCUGCAACCUGGUUUUUAAACCUAAAAAGAGACUUAAGUGGAAAUGCUAGGUCAAAGGCCAUUUGAUGUUAGGAUCACGUCCAAUAGUCAGAGGCCAUUUUAUAGUAGAGAGCGAAACCUUGACCAUGAUGCCCUUGAGUUUGUCUGAUACAUGUAUGACGGAUCUAAAUCCAAACCCACUAUGGCAAUGCACCUCACUUCCUUGAUAUCAACCCAUUCAGGGGACUUGCCUCUAUGGUAGUGAACGGAUCCUCUUAGACUUUAUCUUUCUAAGUCUAUCUGUUCAAUGUGACAACAGGUCUGCCUUCUUGGGCUUGGGGCGGGCCUCUUAGUGAAUCCUUCCACCAUGGCUACUGACCAGGUUUCUUGGACUAGGGUGACAUUCAAACUCUGACAUUCGGAGCUUGGUAGAGAGGGAUCCACGCGAAUAAAAUAGUCAUAAACCAGACAGUAGGUAUUGGACGGUACAUUUGAUCAUACAGCACCAUGUUAGAGCGUGAAACAUGCAUUUUGCAAUUCAUUUUUUGAAGUGACGUUCAGAAAUUCAGAUGCCUGGCAUGUUGCAGCCAAAACUAAUGAAUCCCCUGAACUAGAAAUAAACACAGAUCUGCAUGGUCAUAUUACAUCUGAAGACAUAAGAGCAGGCUGGCUAGAUAUGAAAUCUAAAUAGCAUUAAAAAAGUGCCCGCUGGAUGCUCCUCUUCUGUUCUCACUCUGAUCUGGUUUUGGCUAAACUAGACCCAAUGAAGGGAAAUGUCAACCCCUUGAUAGAACAUAAAAGAAAAUACAAAGAAACCUGGAAGAGUUGCUCGCUGGUUGAGGAAGAAGAUGAUGUAGCCCAGGACACAAGUUGAAGUCUCAACAUCGAAUUUGAGCCCGAUUCCUAAAUUUGGGCCAUAAGUGACUUGUCACUUCAACAGAUGCAGCUUGUCCUUUUUCCGGAAUCCAAAUCAGACUGGUCACCGUUUCCAAUAAGAGGAGACCCCCCUUUUCUUCCUCACCAUAAGAUCACAUGUACCAUCUGACCCUGCAAGCUUCGGACAAAGUUUCAAUAGCAAAUAAAGGGGAGUCUUUAAAGCCUGUUGGAGCCUGGUUUAAGGCCCACGAGAGAUCAGAAAUUGUUUCAAGGAAAAACAAGAUGUUUCUUUUGCCCCUCCCAGGCGAUCAGAAAAAUAAAGAAAUGGUUGAUAUAUUCAAGAUAAUUGCGUAUUUAUAAAAUAAUUACCAUCUCAAUUCAUCCUAUUUCAUCAGAUCGGGGGUGUGAUAUGCUUUGAAAAUCUUUCUAACACCAGUUCAGCAGUGCCCCAUUGAAAUUCAGUACGAGGUAGGUGGUAAUGGUAGCUUUUACACUGUUGUUCUUCCUCCUCUUUGAAUCUUAUAUAUAUUUACACUGUACAUGCAUAUUAUAUAUCCUCCAUCUGAUUUUGGGCAGCCGGGUUUUUCUGUGUUUAUUCUUAUAAAUGGAUAAUCUCUUUGAUCACACAAAGCACCUCAGCGCUUCAGCUUUGUAGAAUCACAAAAAUGCAUGAUGUAAAUUUAUGAACUGUGUUUAACGCCUGGGUUUGCUCCCUUUCCUGUAGAGACAUCUCCUUCAAUCAGAUCACCGGGAGGUCUCCUCUGAACCAUAAUAGAUCGAAAUUAUCAGCGUAUGUUAAUAAGAACUUUUACAUUAUCACACGGCCAUGAUGCUUUCAGGGUUUGAAGAUUACUGUAUAACGAUUUGCAGGAAUUUUAUUGGCACCUCCGUUGACACAGACGAUCUGAGAUACAGGUAAUUAUGGUGCUUUGACUUCCGUAGUACUUCCGUUGUGUUCUGACUUUGUAAGCUUCAUAUAUGGAUAGGAACCUGAUAUAGUGUUUGAGUUUUGAUUCCAAGCUCUGCAUGGUCAUCUUGUUCUUUACUAAUUGAGUGAGGUGCAUCCCAUGUAGGCAAGAUGGGGACAUUUUAAGCUGCCUCAGAGCUGGUGCAUCGUGUAGUAGCAAAGAUGUGCCCUGUAAGUUUUUUCUACUUUUAGUAGUGAAUUAGAUUGAUCACGCAUCACUUUGCUGGGGCCAUUCUGGGUUUUGAAUCAUAACCAUCAGUGAAGUCUCUGUACCGUUGGUCGCCCAGUUCCUCUGAGUUUUCUUUUUUUUUUUCUUUUUAUAACUGGAGAAGCUUUCUCUCAUCCAUGGGAAUAAUAUAAACUGCGCUUUUCCAUUAUUCAGCAUUGCAUCUCUAAUCUCUCUCCCUCUCCUUCUCUUUCUGUGUGUGCAUCUCUCUCUCUCUCUCUCUCUCUCUCUCUCCGUCCCACUUCCUCUCCCUCUCUCUCUCUGUCUGCCUCUCUCUCUCUCUUUCUCUCCCUCUUUUUCUGUGUGUACCUCUCUCCCUCUCUAUCUUCUCUCUCUCUCUCUCGGUCUGUGGGCAGAGACCCAGAGCUCAGACCCAUCCUCUUUUUGCUUUCCGGCAGAUACAAACACCUCCAUCUCCAUCAACUGUGGGGGGCCCGAGCAAGAAUCUAACUCUGGAAUCAUCUUCUCCGCCGACUCCGAAGAUCUUGGAGCCGCCUCUUUCUACCUCGACCCGCAUCGGCCAUGGCUGGUGAGCAGCUCACGCUCGUACUUCCCCAGCUCCGCGAAAUCUGUAGCCGCCACAGACCUAAAGAUCGAGGGCACCUCAGAUCCCCAUCUGUACAAGACGGCGAGACUAUCCACCGGCUCCCUGAGGUAUUUUGCUCUCAGAAUGAAACCAGGGAACUACUCUGUGGAGCUCCACUUCGCUGAGAUAAUCUUGGAGGACGAUGAUGAUGGUGAUAUGCAGUCUUUGGUGGGCCCCGGGCGGCGGCUGUUCGACGUCUAUCUCCAGGUUUUUUUUGGGGGGGGGGGAGGGGAAGAAGAUAAAAAUCUGCUACUUUUAGCAAAAUUCCGACAGGAUAGUCCAAUGAAUGUGGUGUCCAUGAUGCAGGGUGUGAGGGUGCUGCGAGACUUCAACAUCCAGGCGGAGGCCAACGGGUCGAGGAGAGCCCUGGUCAAAGAGUUCACGGUCAACGUCAGCGUUGACGGGAUCGUUGACAUCCACUUCUUCUGGGCUGGAAGAGGGACAUGCUGCAUCCCCCGCCAGGGGACCUUCGGCCCGCUGGUGUCGGCCAUAAAUAUUUCCCGACGUCCGCAGCAAGCCCAACAUCUUUCGUUCAUUUAUUUUGACUUAUUUGUUCUGACUUCUUGGUGGGUUGUUGACUUUCGGAUCCGGUGUGGUGGGUUUAGAUCUCGAAGAUGAGGAGACGCCGGAAUCCGGCCGGAGGAAUAGCAGCGGCGGCGGCGGCGGCGGCGGCGGCGGCUUGAAGAAGGAGAUUGUGGUGGGGAUCGUCUUCGGUUGCGCCGCCGGGCUGCUCAUCUUAGCCUCUGUGUUGUACCUGUGGUGGAAGAAGGACGACGGAGAGGGUAGCAAGUGGGCGCACCGGGGAUUCUCCGAAGUCAACGAUGACUGA
This is a messenger RNA of Spirodela intermedia, 14035 nucleotides long. Lineage: Eukaryota; Viridiplantae; Streptophyta; Magnoliopsida; Alismatales; Araceae. The record is from the annotation of a GenBank genome assembly.